UCCAGCGGCAACAUCAUGGAUGAGAGUUCGUGGAGGCGAGCUAUUUCCGAAUUUCAAAGUUUUGCUGGAUUAAAUAACACUGGUGAACUUGACGAAGAAACUAUUAAGCUGAUGUCACUGCCAAGGUGUGGAGUUAAAGAUAAAGUAGGCUUCGGUGAAAGUCGUGCCAAAAGAUACGCACUACAAGGUUCAAGAUGGCGCGUAAAGAACCUUACAUACAAAAUCUCCAAGUACCCUUCACGCCUGAACCGCGCGGAAGUUGACGCCGAACUUGCGAAAGCUUUCUCUGUUUGGUCGGAUUACACGGAUCUCACCUUCACACAAAAGCGAUCCGGUCAAGUGCAUAUCGAAAUCAGGUUUGAAAAAGGCGAGCACGGUGACGGCGAUCCCUUCGAUGGUCCUGGAGGCACCCUCGCCCACGCCUACUUCCCGGUCUAUGGUGGAGAUGCUCAUUUCGAUGACGCUGAAAUGUGGUCAAUAAGUUCAAGGCGAGGAACUAAUCUUUUCCAAGUGGCUGCUCACGAGUUCGGUCAUUCUCUCGGAUUAUCCCACAGCGAUGUACGUUCAGCUCUAAUGGCGCCCUUCUAUCGAGGAUUCGAUCCCGCAUUUCAACUUGACCAGGAUGACAUUCAAGGAAUACAGGCGCUGUACGGGCAUAAAACUCAGAUUGAUAUCGGCGGUGGUGCCGCACCAAAUCCUUCAAUACCACGCAUCACCACUCCUCAACCCGCCGCAGAAGAUCCAGCUCUUUGCGCUGAUCCUAACAUUGACACCAUAUUUAACUCUGCCGAUGGAUCUACCUUUAUUUUCAAGGGUGAACAUUACUGGCGGUUGACGGAGAGUGGCGUAGCAUCGGGUUACCCACGUCUCAUUUCACGUGCAUGGCCCGGUCUGCCCGGAAACAUCGAUGCUGCAUUUACCUACAAAAAUGGAAAAACAUACUUCUUCAAGGGCUCUAAGUACUGGAGGUACAAUGGGCAGAAAAUGGACGGAGAAUAUCCUAAGGAGAUUAGUGAAGGUUUUACUGGUAUUCCUGAUAAUUUGGACGCCGCUCUCGUUUGGUCAGGCAACGGCAAAAUUUACUUCUACAAGGGCUCCAAAUUUUGGAGAUUUGACCCCGCUCAACGCCCCCCCGUCAAGUCAACUUAUCCUAAACCUUUAUCCAACUGGGAGGGCAUCCCCGAUAAUAUAGACGCAGCGUUACAGUACGUUAAUGGCUACACAUAUUUCUUCAAAGGCGGAAGUUAUUGGCGGUUUAAUGACAGAACUUUCAGUGUGGACACGGAUAACCCAGCGUUCCCACGGUCCACCGCCCACUGGUGGCUCGGCUGCAGCAGCGCACCUCGCGGCACCGUCGGAGGUAACGCGCGUCUCUCUGCACCCACGCCCUCGGAAGAGGACGAUGUCGGCGACAUAUUGUUCGACGCAGAUGCGGGUGAGCCGGCGGGCGGCAACGGCGCGGCGCGAGCGCGACGCCAUACGGGCGCGAUUUUAGCCGCGGCGCUGUGCCUGUUGGUGCUGGUCUACUCGACGCGCGUUUAGCGUGUCUCCUUUACCGCGUCUCCACUGUGAUCGUGUUGUGUGCCUGUACGCGUUCGAUAUAUUGUGUAUAGCGAACGUUUUGCUGUGAUGAAUGCGUCCUUUUAUACUGUUGCGAGAACAAUAAUUUAAUUCGAAGUCAUAGUUUUUAUACUUAAUAUAAAUAGAUGAUGUAAGCUCGAGUGUGAUAUUGACGUAAGCGACGACUUUUGUAAUAAAACUUUUAAAGUUU
Molecule: messenger RNA, 1771 nt
Organism: Melitaea cinxia (Glanville fritillary)
Lineage: Eukaryota; Metazoa; Arthropoda; Insecta; Lepidoptera; Nymphalidae
Gene: Mmp1
Product: matrix metalloproteinase-14
Exons: 11
Coding region: 16-1542 (508 amino acids)
Biological process (GO): proteolysis; extracellular matrix organization; collagen catabolic process
Cellular component (GO): extracellular matrix
Molecular function (GO): zinc ion binding; metalloendopeptidase activity
Source: RefSeq, a predicted model, not a curated record